AUAAUGGCCCACAAUUAGAGGUUAAACCAACCAUGACACUGCGGUGCGUAAUCAAACCAAAAAUGUGGCUGGGUCUCAAGCAAACGCUACUCUAUGCGGGUCUCCUGCUCUGUGUGCUCCUCCAGGUGUGUCGCAGCAAAACCCAACUCUUCUGUCCCAGCGUCUGUAGCUGUGAUCUGUACGAGCAACGCAAUCGCGCCAUAUGCAGCGCCAAGCGACUGAUAAGUGCCAACAUGGAAAUGCCCAAGACUGUGGAGCUUUUGGACCUGAGCUACAACGAUAUUACCAAUGUUGAUGCCGAUUGUUUCGGGACUACCGUGCAUCUGUUAAAUCUCACACUGGCUCACAAUUCCAUUCAAACUAUUCAUGUGGAUGCCUUUUCUACGUUGCGUCAUCUGCAAGCCCUGGACUUGUCCUACAAUCGUCUGGAAUAUGUGGAUGAGCACAUGUUGGAGUCGAACGAUCAGCUCCACUAUCUCAAUCUUGAGGGCAAUAAGUUGGCCACGCUGGACUCGCAGCCGCUGCUACGUAGCAAGUCACUCCGCAUCCUUGUUCUGCGCAAUGCUCAGAUAAACCAAAUAAGUGUAGAGUUGCUCAGUGCCUUGCCACAGCUGCGACAGCUGGACCUGGCACAGAAUAUGCUGAUCACGGUAAGCAGCGGCGCUUUCUAUGCGCCCCGCUUUCUGACCGAUCUCAACCUCGACGAGAAUCCGCUGAACUGUGAUCGCCCUUUAUACAAAUUUGCAAGGACGCUGCGUCAGCGCGGCAUCGCGCUCAGCAUGAGUGACUGUCAGUUUGAGCUGGAGGGACCGGAAGAAGGAGAGCAACUCGAUCCUGACCAUGGCAAUGCCAAUCUGGAGGCGAACAUAUUUCAACGCAUAGAGCAACAAAUAGAUAUCAUUAAUGAAGAGCCAAGGUCCGUAAUGGAUGUUUGGCGCAUUCUGCCCGAGGACUCUGAUGAGCUGAAGGAUGAACAGCCAGAGGACCCUUUACAGCCACUGCUCAAUGUUUGCGAAGGCACACGCGACCAGCUGUGUCAACGCUAUCACAAUUGUCUGGAGAGCGUCAGCGAGACGUUUCUGAAACGCAGACACAGCUACGACGAGGAUGAUGUGAAGCUGGCCUUUGUGGUUGGCGGCGCCACCGGCAUUUGCAUGGUCAUCUUCAUCAUUGCCUUUGCCUUGUGCCUGAAGAGCUGCUGCGAGCUGAGACGCAAAGGAAGCAGCUCUGAAGUCGAUGGCCCGCAGCAAACAGCGGAUGACGCUGAGCCCACGGUUCGGCUGCAGGGCGUGGCCUCGCAGCCCCUCACGACGUUGCUCCCGCCGGCCCCACCCUCACACACUCGCGUGCCCAGACGCUCCAAUCCCCCACGCCACCCACGCGCCACCUCGCGCGCCCUCGUGCGACAGCCCUAUGGGCCGCAGGACAAUUUCGUGUCACGCCUCUUCGGACGUCCGGCACGUCAGCAAUAUUAUCGAACGCUUAAUCAAAACACGGCCACGCUCAUUCGUCGUCUGAGUCGCAGCAAUCUGUUCACGAAUCGUCAGAGCGAGCCCAACAGCCCCGCGACACCUCCGGCAAGCACAUCCCAAUUUUAUGUGAGCGAGAAUGGUCCCAGCACCAAUCCACCACGUCCUGAAACCCCGCCACCUAAUUACGGCGAUGUAGUGGUCAUCGAGCAUUGUGAUAGUAAAUAGAAACUUCUACUGGCCAGACACUAUUCAAAACGUUAUAUGCAAUACCAAAACGGUUAACGAUUUCGCUCCAAAACUAUGGCCGUGCAAAUAAUUCGCACACAAAUUUAUUCGAUUUUGAAAGAACGCCAUGAGAAGGUAUAAAAUAAUAAAAAUAUCCUUAAAAGUUACAGUAUAUGAAACUAUGAAAAUGGCUGGAUCUCUUGCUUGAAAGAAUUCAAUUUUGUACACAAAUGUUUGCAUGUCUGACCACGCUUAUAGACUUGUAUUACAUGCGGAAAGAGAAAACACAUUAAACAAAACAAGCGGCUUACACUUUUACCUUCAAGUAUAGUUUCUAAUUGUAUGUCAGUAUCAGAAGGAAACCCGUGAUGACAAAUUUAUACUAUAUAGUAUAUGUAUCUAAAAAUACGUGGUAGGGGCAAAAUUUUGAUUGUUAGAUUUACUUUAACCUGACUUAAUCUAAAGAUUAAAAGCCCAAAACUUAACUGAUUUAUACAAUUCGAGUUUCGAGUUUGAUUCCAAUUAAGGUUCCUUAAACAUAUUAAACCGCAUUUCCAAUUAAAUUUAAUGCUAAAAAUAAAAAUAAAAGCGAAGAACAAGUUAUGUGAAAUCGCUUUCUGUUUCUAUACCAUAUUUUAAA
Messenger RNA from Scaptodrosophila lebanonensis, 2337 nucleotides. RefSeq lists its product as uncharacterized. Gene Ontology annotation, cellular component: plasma membrane. The record is from RefSeq and is a predicted model, not a curated record. Lineage: Eukaryota; Metazoa; Arthropoda; Insecta; Diptera; Drosophilidae. Gene Ontology annotation, molecular function: protein binding. The transcript is spliced from 4 exons. The coding region runs from base 33 to 1697 and encodes 554 amino acids.